GGAAACAGUUGCACUAAAGUAGUCUUAUAUGUCACAUCAAUCAACCUGCGUUUCCUGAUAAUGAUACUUUUCAGCCCUUUUUGUGUUUACUUUAAUAGCGCACUGUUAAUGUGAAAGCUAACAUUGACGGAGAAGUGCAUAUUGAGCGGAUGCUUGUGAGAGUUGGUACAGAGACAACAACAACAAAUAUCCUCGCAGCUAACGUUAGUUCAGGUAGUUAGCUUCGAUCUGACCCAACUGUUUCCUUUAAAUGGUCCUACCUGACUUUAUUCUGCGGUAAACACAGCCGUAGUUCAGAUUCUCCGUUUAAAGUUUGGAGCAGACAUCAGCAGAAUGCAUCGGAGGGGUGUCGGUGCGGGAGCUAUUGCCAAAAAGAAGCUGGCAGAGGCCAAAUAUAAGGAAAGAGGAACUGUUCUAGCAGAGGACCAAAUUGUCCAAAUGUCUAAACAGUUGGAGACGUUCAAGUCCAACCUGGAGGAGUUCGCCAGCAAGCACAAACAAGAAAUCCGGAAGAACCCGCAGUUCAGGGUUCAGUUUCAGGAAAUGUGUGCCACCAUUGGAGUUGACCCACUUGCCUCUGGCAAAGGUUUUUGGUCUGAGAUGCUCGGUGUUGGUGACUUCUAUUACGAACUCGGUGUUCAGAUUAUUGAAGUGUGUCUGGCCCUCAAACACAGAAACGGAGGGCUUAUCACUUUAGAUGAACUCCAUCAGAGAGUCCUGAAGGGACGAGGGAAAUACGCUCAGGAUGUGAGCCAAGAUGACUUGAUGAGAGCCAUAAAGAAGCUGAAGGUGAUGGGGAGCGGCUUUGGGAUGAUUCCUGUCGGUGGUUCUUACCUGGUCCAGUCGGUCCCAGCAGAGCUGAACAUGGAUCACACUGUGGUUCUGCAGCUGGCCGAGAAAAAAGGCUUCGUGACAGUGAGCGAGAUCAGGGACGGUCUGAAAUGGGAGAAGGAGCGAGCUUGUCACGUUCUGGAUCACCUGCUGAAAGAAGGUUUGGCUUGGCUCGACUCACAGGCAGCUGGGGAGGCGCAGUACUGGCUGCCCGCUCUCUUCUCUGAGCUCACCUCCCGUGACGUCACACCGGAGGAGGCCAAUCAGAUGACACCUUAAGAAACGAUGCCAGCGUCAGAGACGUGUUGGUAAACACCGUGUGCCUGCUGGCCUGGAGGCUCAUGUGUCGGGUUGGCUGGCUCGCUGGGUGAACUCCCUCAGAGAUGGUUUUCUGGACACGAGGUGCUCCUCAGUAACGUCUCUGCACCGAGCGCACGUACACUGUUAGUCAGUGAAAGACGCCGGGUUUCCUCCACACUGCAGAUGAAAUUCAGUGGCUCUUCUGUCGUCUUGCUGGUGUCACGGUGUUUGGUGGUUAUGGGUUAUUCUCAAUGCACAGAACAUGUAAUUGUUUCUUUUUCAUGUAUAAACGAUGGGAAAAGACUUCA
This is a messenger RNA of Chelmon rostratus (copperband butterflyfish), 1439 nucleotides long. It is a transcript of the gene snf8, whose product is annotated as SNF8 subunit of ESCRT-II. Gene Ontology annotation, cellular component: ESCRT II complex. Lineage: Eukaryota; Metazoa; Chordata; Actinopteri; Chaetodontiformes; Chaetodontidae. The record is from RefSeq and is a predicted model, not a curated record. Gene Ontology annotation, biological process: protein transport to vacuole involved in ubiquitin-dependent protein catabolic process via the multivesicular body sorting pathway. The transcript has 8 exons. Bases 334 to 1110 code for a protein of 258 amino acids.